AUGGCAGAAGAACUUGAAGUGUUGUGGAAGAAGCUAUCGUUUACGGAGGAAGAGACUGAUGAUGUCGAGCUUGGGAGUGGCAGUAUGAAGGCGGCAAUAGAAAGAGGGAGAUUUUGUGCUGUCCUAAAGGUGCUCACAAGCAGAAGCGUUAGCCUAGACGCGCUGAGGAAGAACCUGAGAAUGAUGUGGAAACUAAAAAAGGAAAUGAAAAUGUCAGAAAUUGAGGAGGAUCUGUUCUUGGUGGAAUUUGGAGAUGAGAAAGACAAAAAGAAAGUUAUUGACAUGAGUCCGUGGAGCUAUGAGAAACAACUUGUAAUAAUACAAGAGUUUGAAGCUGAACUGAUCCCAAAGGAGAUAGAGUUGAAAUGGUCACCCUUUUGGGUCCAAAUUUUCAACUUGCCUUUGAAGUGUAUGACAAGGGAGACGGGGAUGGCAAUAGGUUCAAAACUUGGAGAGGUCUUGGAUGUGGAUGUCCCCGAUUCAGGAGUCCAUUGGGGGAAGUGCUUGAGGGUGAGAAUUCGAAUAGACGUGACAAAACGUCUACUGAGGGGUAAACGGGUUUCCAUUGAAGGUGGGGAGAGCCGGUGGGUCAACUUCAGAUACGAACGGCUUCCAAACUUUUGUUACAGCUGUGGUUUGCUCAAUCAUAGUCUAAAGGAGUGCAAUGAUAGUUCAGCAAGUGUUAUACAGAAUAAGGGGGAGCUCCAAUAUGGGGCUUGGAUGAGAGGAGAGCCUAUGAGGAGAGGCAAUAAGGAUUUUCUCAAUACGGGCAUGGAAGGGGGUGCAGCAGGGAGGGGUGUUACCGGAGUUAGAUCGGAAAAGGAGAGACCACAACCUGCUGAAGCAGGUGCGGUUGGUGAGGCCAGUAACACUCACGUGCCUAGGAUUGAAGCUAGGGGUGAUGAUAGCCUUACAUGGGAUGAACCAAAAGUGGUUUCCUCAAUGCCUCUGACAGAAAAUCUUCACGAAGAAGGCAAAGUCAAUCUGAAGGAAGGUAAAGCAAAAGAUGUGAUAGCACAAAAUAGAGUAGAGGCUACUGAUGGGAAAGCAGCACAACCCGAGGCCUCUGUUGAAAUGCAGUGGGACAGGAGUACACGGCAAGUGGAAGAUCCCACUUUCAAAUUUGAAAAUGAGUCGGUGCAAAGUUUGAAGGAGCACGCGACAAGCACGGACUCAGCUGAUGUGUCACAGAGCCCAGUUGCGAUGGUGUACGAUGGCAAAGUGGGCUGGACUGCGGAAGUUCUUGGCCCACAUAGCAAACACUGGAAACGGUUGGCUAGGGAGUCAAAGGGCAAAAGAGAAAGUGUUGAGUCUGGCCCAGAAGGGAAAAAAAGAAAUGGACCAACUCCUUUACAAGAGCUGGAUCCAAAUGCAAUUGAUCAGAAAAAAAGAAAAGGAACGAACCAAAGGAAGCUCAAAACAGAGAAUGAAGUAGAGAUGGCUGGCGGAGAGGCGGAGGCUGCGCUGCAGCCCCGCCGAGCCCAAUGA
Molecule: messenger RNA, 1488 nt
Organism: Quercus robur (English oak)
Lineage: Eukaryota; Viridiplantae; Streptophyta; Magnoliopsida; Fagales; Fagaceae
Exons: 1
Coding region: 1-1488 (495 amino acids)
Source: RefSeq, a predicted model, not a curated record